Scomber scombrus (Atlantic mackerel) is the source of this 3452-nucleotide messenger RNA. It is a transcript of the gene elovl6, whose product is annotated as ELOVL fatty acid elongase 6. Gene Ontology annotation, biological process: fatty acid elongation, monounsaturated fatty acid; sphingolipid biosynthetic process; fatty acid elongation, saturated fatty acid. The coding region runs from base 127 to 936 and encodes 269 amino acids. The transcript has 5 exons. Gene Ontology annotation, molecular function: fatty acid elongase activity. Lineage: Eukaryota; Metazoa; Chordata; Actinopteri; Scombriformes; Scombridae. Gene Ontology annotation, cellular component: endoplasmic reticulum membrane; endoplasmic reticulum. The record is from RefSeq and is a predicted model, not a curated record.
GGUCCUGACAGCAGCACGAGCGAUGCGAGUCGAGGGCUGCGAGGAAACAGACUAAAAAACACAAAACACCUCGGCCGAGUCUCGUUUUGUUUUCAGCGGAGUGAAGAGCAACACAGCGCAGCGAGCAUGUCGGUGCUAGCUCUGCAAGAGUACGAAUUCGAGAGACAGUUCAAUGAGGACGAAGCCAUACGAUGGAUGCAGGAGAACUGGAAGAAGUCCUUUCUCUUCUCUGCACUCUACGCUGCCUGUAUCCUCGGUGGCCGCCAUGUCAUGAAACAGAGGGAGAAGUUUGAGCUGAGAAAACCGCUGGUGCUAUGGUCGCUCACACUUGCUGUAUUCAGUAUAUUUGGUGCCAUCCGUACUGGGAGUUACAUGAUGUACAUCCUGAUGACGAAAGGGCUUAAACAGUCAGUUUGUGACCAGAGCUUUUACAACGGGCCUGUCAGCAAGUUCUGGGCAUAUGCCUUUGUACUUAGUAAAGCACCAGAACUGGGUGACACUCUGUUCAUUGUCUUGAGGAAACAGAAGCUCAUCUUCCUUCACUGGUACCACCACAUCACCGUGUUGCUCUACUCUUGGUACUCCUAUAAAGACAUGGUGGCCGGUGGCGGAUGGUUCAUGACCAUGAACUAUUUGGUCCACGCCGUCAUGUACUCUUAUUACGCCUUGCGGGCGGCUGGCUUCAAGGUGUCGCGCAACUUCGCCAUGUUCAUCACACUCACCCAGAUCACCCAGAUGCUGAUGGGUUGUGUGGUUAACUACCUGGUGUACUCAUGGAUGCAGCAGGGCCAGGAGUGUCCAUCCCACAUGCAGAACAUUGUGUGGUCCUCUCUCAUGUACCUCAGCUACUUUGUGCUCUUUGUCCAGUUCUUCAUCGAGGCCUACUUCAGCAAGUCCAAAUCAUCGGCUGCGGCUGUCACCAAGAAGAGCGAGUAAAAAAGAAAAUGCCAUUAGUAUGGGAAGAAGGGAGAGAUAAUGAAGAAAAGGAAGGUGGGGAUGGAGAGCAGGUUCCAGUGACUUGAGAGAAUCUGUUAGGGUUGGGUAAGGGUUGUUGGAAUGUUGAUGGUGAUGGGGGGAGGGUCAUGAAGAUGGCUGGUGUUUGUGCUUGAGCAUUACUAAUAAUGUGCAGAUCUAAAAUGCCCCAAUGGAGUUUAUGUCUCCAUUAAGGGGAGCAGCGCCGCCAUGAUCAGAAGCCAUCACGAGUUGUCCACCUGAAGUUUAAAAGCCCCUUUUUGAAUUCGCUAUGAAUAGUUUUUAAAACCUAAAAGUUAACAAAAGGACAAAAUCGCCAGAUUAAGAGAAACAUUACAUCUGCCCUGUGCAUAUGUUUACUUGAUAUUAAAAAAGAUAUUAAUUGGUACAUAUGAAGAUGGAUGGAGUCAGCGUUAACUUGAGCCAUCUGAGUAUGUUUUUGUCUGUCUGUCAUCUGUGUUUGUUGUUUUGUUUUGAUCUGUUAAAGAAGAGGUUAAAGACACUGCUGAGUGUGUGAAGCUGCCGAGUGUUGGUGGUUGACAUGAACUGAUGGGGUGAACGGCACUGUAUCUUCUGUGACUUACAUUGCAAAAUGCGAUAUUUUCUCAGGUCUUAGGUUAUCUCUUUCUUAAUAAAAUAUGCAUAUCAAGACAAGGUAGACAUGUUUAACAUCACCGGUUUACAGUAUGGCUGAAAUUCAUCUAGAAUGGGCGUAUAGUUGAAAAAAAGUGACUGAUUAGAGGAACAUGACUCAAAUGAUCACACUGCUCGUGGGCAUGAUGGGAAACAGAUGCUGACAGUGCCCUGCUUCACCACGCGUCAUGACCUUGCAGAAGUUGCCGACCACACUUGGAAAAUGACUUGCCAUUGGUUUCCAAACACUACUCUGUGUUAAAGGGUCCCUACCAGUGAAGAGAACCAGUUUGUUAGGACACUGAAAGAUCAAAUGGAGGACAAACAUGUAUGUUUAGAAAAAGAAAAAAAAAAUCAAACAUGCAAAUUGUCAAAAAUCUGCUGUAUUGACUUUAAAAAAUAGUAUGUAUCCUUAAUGGUGUCUGUUGUGCUAUUGUGCAUUUGCACUGUAUCAAUGUCAAAAAUUGUGUUGCUGAAAAACUUAACGUAUGAACAAAGAGUGCAAAAAUUGUGACAUUCUGCCUGUGGUGUGUUUAUUUGGUCAUCGCUGCUGCAACAUCUUGGCAUUGCAAACGUACUUUUUUUGGAGUUGAACCUGAAAAGCCAUUUUAGCAGUUACUCAGCAGAAUUUUUGUUUACAGGGAACAAUAUUUAUAUCUGUUUAAACCUUUAACUGAAUAAUUAAUUAAUUGAUUCAGUGGCUCUUAGUAGAUAAGUGGAUAAGUGCUUUAUGAGCUGAACAGUGUAUGAAGGAUCUCACUCUCUAUUUAAUUGAGUCACUAAAGCCAAAGUGUGUCACCAAUAAAGAAGGUUGGCUGGUAGCAAUCUUCAACGGUAUACAUGACUUGAGUAAUUGAGGUAACUCGCGUAAGCAGUUAACUAUUUCAUAAUUGCAGCUGGACUUGCAUUCAAAAAGUGCAAUGAUGCAAUAAAGCUUUAUUGAAGCCAAUUACAUUUGUGCAAAAAAAUGUUAAAUGGCUAGAUCCAUCUGAGGACUAUUGAUAGUUUAAAAGAAGGUGCAGUGCUCUCUUCUAUGUUAAUUAUUUUGGUAUAUUGGUCAUCUAACAGAAUGUUUUAUUAUUUACUGUGGCUCAUUAUAGAAGAUGAGCAUAAACACACCUUAAUAUUACCCACAUAUAAUAAUAACAUUUUCAUGUCUUUCAUUGAAACACCAUUCAUUGUGAUGCAUUAAUGGUGCAGCAUAUAGUAAAAGACUGAAGCUAAAUAUCAUUCUUUAAAUUGUAGGAUACUGUACAGAAAUGAAGCAAAUUAUGUUCCGGACAGAGAAAAAGCCAGUAAACUAUAUGAUUGUUGUCAUGUUUGAUUCCUUCUGGAUUUUUACCAUAGCCACAUUCCAUACAGAAUAAAACAUAUUCAAAUACGUUAUAGUUUGCAAAACUCAUGUAAGUAGAAAUGUAUGAUCAGUUUAGCCACCGCCAUGUGUCCGCUUGACUAGCAGACUGUUCAAUCACAGAAAACUUUUUUUGUUGUUGUAAUUUUAUUGACAAAAAAAGGAAAAACAAAAGAUGUACACGUUACAGCUAAAAAUUAAUGCUAGGGGGAUGGGGAUCUAUAUGAAGAUUUUUAACAUAGUACAAUGUGUUACAGUUAUAAUGUCUUUAUGUUUCAGGGAGGAUUGAAUUGAAUAAAUGCAUUGUUUGAUCUCAUUGCUAAAUGAAAUAAAGUAUGUUUUUUUACCUGUAAAUUUACAUUUAUGGAUAUGGAAUCUGCCAAUUAUAAUUGAUAAAGAUUUAUGAUGAUGUACAAAUGAUAUUUUUUCUGUGUUCUUUUCAAUGAGACCAAACAAUACGUUCUUCCAAAGUAAAAUAAAAUAAUAAAUAUUUUCA